Molecule: messenger RNA, 446 nt
Organism: Ochotona princeps (American pika)
Lineage: Eukaryota; Metazoa; Chordata; Mammalia; Lagomorpha; Ochotonidae
Product: late cornified envelope protein 1A-like
Exons: 1
Coding region: 18-425 (135 amino acids)
Biological process (GO): epidermis development
Source: RefSeq, a predicted model, not a curated record
UGACUUCCUCUUGAAAAAUGUCCUGCCAGCAAAGCCAGCAGCAGUGUCAGCCCCCUCCCAAGUGUCCUCCCAAGUGUCCUCCCAAGUGCCCUCCCAAGUGCCCUCAAACCCCUAAAUGCCCCCCGAAGUGUCCCCCUAAGUGCCCUCAAGUCUCUUGCUGCAGCUCCAGCUCUGGAGGCUGCUGUGGUUCCAGCUCAGGGGGUUGCUGCAGCUCUGGGGGUGGUGGCUGCUGCCUCAGCCACCAUAGACCCCGCCGUUCCCUUCGUCGCCGCCAGCAGAGCUCUGGUUGCUGUGGUGGUGGCAGUAGCAGCGGCUGCUGUGGGAGCAGCGGUGGUGGCAGCUGCUGUGGCAGCAGUGGUGGUAGCAGUAGCUGCUGUGGCAGCAGUGGUGGUGGCCAGCAGUCUGGGGGCUCUGGCUGCUGCUGACCUGGGCCAUGAAGAGCUGAA